Acipenser ruthenus (sterlet) is the source of this 2972-nucleotide messenger RNA. Its product is annotated as cilia- and flagella-associated protein 36-like. The record is from RefSeq and is a predicted model, not a curated record. Gene Ontology annotation, cellular component: axoneme; ciliary base. Lineage: Eukaryota; Metazoa; Chordata; Actinopteri; Acipenseriformes; Acipenseridae. The coding region runs from base 172 to 1539 and encodes 455 amino acids. The transcript has 12 exons.
UAGUUUGAAAUGUGUGCGUGUGUUUUCAAUGCAAGACAUUUUUUUCUCUUUCCAGUAGAGAACGUGAGAAGAAUAAUAACAAAUGUCUGACUCCUUACAGCUGGGAAGUGCAACACUGUACUGCAGUACAAUAUUUACUCACUAACAGUAACAACACAGUUUUCUUUAAACAUGGAUGAAGAUAAUGAGUGGGUAGUGGAGACCAUUGCUGGAUAUCUCGGCAGUCCAGAUUGGGUUAUACCCGUAACCGAUUUUAUCGAACACAAAUGUACAGUAUUUGAUGAUGAUGAUGAAAAUAAACUGUCCUAUACAGAAAUCCAUCAGCAGUACAAGGAAAUGGUAGAACAACUGUUGGGUAAUUACACACAGGAGGUUGGUAUCAGUGAAGAACAAUUUUUGGAAGCAUGCAUAUCUCCGCUGGCACAAUCAAAGGCACUACAGAAUGUGUUUCAGCCAGUAUUGGCUGCAGAAGACUUCGAAAUAUUUAAAUCUCUAAUGAUUCAGAAGAAUGUGGAGCUGCAGCUGCAGGCACUUCGUGUGAUCGAGGAGAAGAAUGGUACACUGCCUGAGUGUUUGACAGAUGGUGUGGACAUGAUAUCGGAGUUAGAAGAGCAAGAGCUCAGAAUACUGAAGGAGGUCCUAAAGAGAUCAAAAGAUGAAUAUGAGCAGGACCUGGCAAAAAAAAGGUUCUCAGAGGAAGAAUCUGGGUCUGCUUCAAACGGCAGCUCACGGGAGAGCAAAGAUCAACAAGAAACCUGUCUGAGAAAGCAUUCAGAAAAGGAAAGUGAACAAACACAGAAAGCUUCAAUUAAGCAAACUCCUAUGUCCGAAGAAACAUGUGCAUCUACAAAAAUAGCAGAGGUAUUGGAGGUGUGCAAAGCCCCAGUAAAAACUGUGGAGAAAGGAGCAGCAGUUUGUGCCUCCCACACUGAUGAUGCAAGAAAGAAGAGUCCCACCAAAGUCUGUAUGCAACCAAGUGCAAAGUUGCUGCCAGCGUGUUUUCCAGGGAGAAGCAGCAUUGGGAGUACCUGUGCCAAUAGUAAAGUCCUUGCACCAGUCAAAGUCCCUGUCAAUGGGUCCGAGCUCUGUCCAGCAUCCACCUCCUUAGACCACAAGAAGAGCAGCAGUGAGGCUGCAGAGGCUUGGUUAGAAGAGGCCAGGAAGGAGGCAGGGAUAUCUAGACCUUUCACUGAGCUGUCAGCAGAUCAGCAAGAGCAGCUUCAACAGCGAGCAGAGUACCUGAAACAUCAGCGGGACAAACUUCUUGCCAUGAAGAAAGAGCAGAGACCUAAACCGACCCAUACUGAACCUGCAGCGGAGCUUUCAAUAUUGACAUCUGAGAGCAAGCAGAAUGUGGAUAUUUCUAAUACAAACCUCACUGCUAAUAAUGUUGUGAAAGAAGAAACACUUAGUAUCUCAAAAACUGUGAGCACACCCUUAGUAGAAAAGGACAAGGUAAUUUCAGAAGAUGAGAAAAAGAAGAUUCAGAAACGAAAGAACCUGGCAGAAAAGCUUAAACAAGAAGUAAUCAAAAAAUGACGGGGUAGUCUGUUACACUGACAUUAAAGGCGCAUAUGGACUUAUGAUUUACUGAACUUUAUUUGGUUUAUUUUGUGCCAGAAAUUUGGUGUAAAGAAUGCAUUAUAUAUAAUGCAUAUGUGUCUCAAUUAGUUUUAAACCACGGUUGCCUGUGAAAACUAAAGGAAAUAGCUUAUACUGUUAAUAUGGUGUUUAUGUUAUGGUACUUAAUCAAAAAGUCAUGUUCAUGUCUUAAUGUUGUGUUAGGAACUUUAAUUGAAAGAAUGAAAAAAAAAAAAAUCUUAAUUUUCUCAUUUACCAAAGAUCGUGACUGCUAUUGCUAAUUUCAGUUAUAGGUGUUGGUUCCAUUGUUAAUGAAUAAGAGAGGAAGUUGAAAAAUACUUUGUUUUGUAUUUUUCAAUAUUUUUUUUAACUUUUGAAAGGAAUAUAAAAAUAGGUCAAUUUUUCCUGUUACCGUACAAAUUAUGUGUAUUGCAAACUGUACAAUACACCUCUAAAGCAGGAGGAAAAAAAACAGUGGGUCCCUACCAGUUUAACGCACAGGUUUCUUUGAGUGUGACAAUUGGAAUAUAUAUUAUAUAUAUUUAUAUAAUUACAAAGUUCAUAUGGUUCUAUUGUGUUGCAUUUUUUUUUUUUGGUUGUUAUAAAUGCAUAAUUACAUCCAAGCAAUAUAGGACUUUAACAUGGUAUCAGAAUAUAUUGUUGUAAAAUGGUACAAGACACUUUCUCUCUCCUCCCCCCUCACACAACUUGAGGCCUAUUUGUCUUAAUUUUAUUUGCUGCAAACAAACCAAUUCAAUUCCACUUGCCAGGCUGUUGGAACAGUGCCUCCCUUUUAUAAAGCUGAAGAAAGUGAUAUUUGUGCACCACCUUACAAGGAGAAUAGAUUACGGAGACAAUAGGAGCCAUGACCACACCACCCUGGAACCGGUUCCAAUGUGUAAACAGGGCCACCUUAUAAUGUGGAGCACUGUACAGGUGUUAAGAUAAUUCCCAAUGAUGUGAAGGGUUCUAUCAGGAACUAUUUCUGUACCAGGUUGAGCCGAUUCUGCCAAACAUGUAUGUAUGAUGGGUCUGACUACAUUUGCAAUAGGCUUUUACUAAUCGCAUUACUUGAUGGAAAAAUCACUUAACUACUAUGUCACAGUUUUACCUGGGAAAAACAGACUGCAAUUGUUCCGAAAUUGGUUUAGUACCAUUGUGGAACCAUCAUACUGAAGCAUAUUACAUGCAAUAAUACUAAACUCCAUGUGACCUACCAAUGGACCAAGAUGCAGCAGUUUUAUUGUAUUACAGCUGUAUUUGAAGUUACUUAGGAGGUAAGAAAUUCUUAGUACUCCUUUGAAGGAAAGAUUAUUCCCUCCCUAAUGCAUUUAGCAUGAGCAGCAUUUUAUUGUAGGCCAGAAUAUAUGUAAUAAAAUGUAUUAAAACAA